AUGCAGCCUGAAGCUCAGCAGACAGCUCAACAAACAGCCACAGACAUACUGGAUCCUGCAGAUCAGUACCUGCGCCGGAGGAGGACGGCCCUGUGGGUGACUGUGUUUCUUCUGGCUCUGUCUCUUGUGGUGCUGACGGUGGGUCUCCUCUCUGCCACCCGCACCGACAAUGUGCCCGUCGCUGGGUAUUACCCAGGCAUCACCCUGAGUUUUGGAGCCUUUCUGGGAAUUGUCGGCCUCCACCUGGUGGAAAACCGCAGACCCAUGCUUGUGGCAGCGAUCAUCUUCAUCAGUAUCGGAGUCAUCGCGUCUUUCUUCUGUGCCAUCGUGGACGGGAUCAUCGCUUCAGAAUUCAUCGACAUGAGACCCCUGCAGGAGGACAUGUGCCACCACACCAGUGGAUCGGCCUACGCCUACGACAACUACUACACAGAGGUGACGUGUCGCUCAUUUGACAAAUCCUGCAAGCUCAAACUGAGGAGCAACACCUGCUACUGCUGCUACCUGUACAACUGUGAUAGCACAGACUACCACACACAGUACUUCGAGUUCACUGGUGUGAGCAGCUGCUGGGACGCGAUCCACCUGUACCGGCUGCUGUGGGCCUCAGUGGUGCUCAACGUGAUCGGCCUGUUCCUGGGCAUCAUCACUGCCGCCAUCCUCGGCGCGUACAAGGACAUGAAGCCUAAUCCUCAACUGGCUCCCAGCCCUGCACCCCCACCCCACAUCCUGUACAACCCCACCCAGCACAUGCUCACCUACGCUGGGCUCUGUUCAGGACAGAGUCUGCCUGCCUACCCCAACUAUCCAAUGUCCAUGCAGCAUAACAGCAACUACCAGGCACCUGCUACGCCCCAGAUGAACCCCGACGGAGGCCUCUCCUCCGGCUCCUGCCCGUCGGAGGAGAACCAGCCCCCCUCUCAGGCCUCCACCCAGCCUCAGGGAGCCACCCAGGAACCAGGCGGCUACAUGCUGACCCCCAACGCUCCCGUCCUCUACGGACCCUCCUUCGGCUCCUUUGAGAAACCUCCUCCCUACGCCUGCUGA
This is a messenger RNA of Limanda limanda (common dab), 1047 nucleotides long. Its product is annotated as transmembrane protein 255B. The record is from RefSeq and is a predicted model, not a curated record. The transcript is spliced from 9 exons. Lineage: Eukaryota; Metazoa; Chordata; Actinopteri; Pleuronectiformes; Pleuronectidae. Bases 1 to 1047 code for a protein of 348 amino acids.